AUGACCACCCCAACUAAAACCCUCGCCUUCUUCGGCGCGACAGGCGGCUGCGCAGGCUACACGCUCGCCAACGCCCUCAAAGCCGGCUACACCUGCACAGCACUGGCCCGCACGCCCGAAAAACUCACAAAAUCCCUCGAAGCAAAAAACGUUCCCGCAGAAACAAUCUCCGCACACCUCACCAUAAUCUCCGGCAACGCGUACGAAGCCACCGACGUCCGCAACACAAUAGCACCCAACAACAACCCCGUAGACAUCAUCAUCAGCGGCAUCGGUGGAAGCCCCGUCAUGCAGAAAUCGCUCAAGAAACCCGUCAUUCUGGACCAACCGACCAUUUGCCAGGAUGUCGGAAAAGUCAUCCUGCAAGUCGCACGGGACCUUCCUGCUUCUGAGAAGAAACCGCUAUUUGUAAACUUCUCCACGACGGGAAUUCCCAACCCGGGCAAACCUUGGGAUGUCCCGACGUGGUUUACGUGGUUGUAUAAGUAUGCUUUGGUGGAUCCGCAUGAGGAUAAGAAGGUUUUGCAGGAAGCUAUUGCGGCUGAUAUCAAUACUCCUGGGACGGGGAUUGGGGGGUAUAUUAAUGUCAAGUGCAGUUUGUUGGUCGAUGGGGAGGGGAAAGGGUUGGAUAAGGUGAGGGUCGGAGUGGAGGAUAAGCCGGCGGUUGGGUAUACGAUUCAGAGGGCGGAUGUGGGGAAGUUUACGUUUGAGAGGAUUGUGAAUGCGGAGCCUGAGGCUGAGUGGGUGAAUAACUCCAUUACGAUUACUUAUUGA
Ramularia collo-cygni is the source of this 774-nucleotide messenger RNA. RefSeq lists its product as uncharacterized. Bases 1 to 774 code for a protein of 257 amino acids. Lineage: Eukaryota; Fungi; Ascomycota; Dothideomycetes; Mycosphaerellales; Mycosphaerellaceae. The transcript has a single exon. The record is from RefSeq and is a predicted model, not a curated record.